UGGCCUUCUGAGCAUGAUUGUUGCUAGCUUGAGAUGAGCGAACUGGAGCUUUUCUUGCUGUGCCCACGGCCUUUUCCUUUCCCUUUCCACCAAGCCCAGAGCCAGCUCGUAAUCCAAGUGGCAUCCUUGGUGCUGUGCCACUAGUUGAUCUCCUAGCAGUUUGCUUGGUACGAGCCAUUUGCUAAUAUCAAGGUGAGUUAGUGAAGUAAACACAAGACAAAGAAGUAGAUCAAAAGAUAUGUGUACUUACAGUGAGUUUGUAGGAAGAAUAUUGCAGAAGAAGAGUAUAGAAAAGAGGUAGAGGUUGAAAGGUAUGUGUUUUAUAUGAAGGUGCAUGUUGUGGUGUUGCUUUUGGAACAAUAAUUCUUUGUAGGUGAAUAUUCCUUCACGAAUAUUUUUAUUUGCAACUUUAAAAUAACCACGACCUUAGAACCACCUUCCUUGGUUACUCCCUCCAAUCUACACAUUCUUCUUCCCUUUUGCGCCUUCACCUCUUCACUAGGACUUCAAGUAAGUUUAUUAUCUUGAUUCUAUAGCCAGAACUUCUGGCGAUCUUCUGCUAAUCACGUGUUUAGUAUGGCGAAACGCAAGGCACCUGAAGAACUCUCCACUAAUGUGAAUACUAUCAAAGCUCACCACCGCGUCUCCAACCUUACUGAAUAUGAGAAGGCUGUUCACUUAGCACUCAAGGCUGACCAUGCUGAUCUGAGCUACUACUUAAAGAAGUUAUAUAAGUCUGCAAAGUAUAUCGCUGCCUCUACUGAAGACAAGACAUGUCUACAGAAUGAAUUGAAGGUUGAGCGUAUUCGUGUUCGGACUGAGAAGGGUACCCAUGCAUCUUGCAUUGCGAAUCAGAAAGUCAAGAAUAUUAGCGCCUCUUCUUCUCCACAAGCCCCACCAUCUACUCCGCCCAAACAACUUCUGUCUGAGCUUGCUGCAUUUGAGGCGCGAGAUAUUUUAAAUGACGAGGCUGUUCUACCGGAUGAGCUUUCCGAUGAAGAGAUCACUAGCACCCAGGCUCUCUUAACUCAAGCGCACAUUGAUGCCCAUGAAGAGUCCAAUUUCCGCAAGUGGCAACAUUUCUGGGAUAGCUGUAUCCACUCAUAUACGAGAAAGGCUGGAAAGCUGAGAAAGAAGCCUGAGCGUCUCUUUGAGUAUAUGCCGUGGGUUGAUGUAGAGGAAGGCUUCAAAGAGGCGUUCUUACUUGUCUACUCUAAGAAGUUUGAUAAGGAAAAGUGGGCUAAGGUAUCAGCUGCACAGGAUAUGUUGUUCCUGGAGCUAGAGUAG
Molecule: messenger RNA, 1287 nt
Organism: Pseudogymnoascus destructans
Lineage: Eukaryota; Fungi; Ascomycota; Leotiomycetes; Thelebolales; Thelebolaceae
Exons: 5
Coding region: 577-1287 (236 amino acids)
Source: RefSeq, a predicted model, not a curated record